Molecule: messenger RNA, 1607 nt
Organism: Canis lupus familiaris (dog)
Lineage: Eukaryota; Metazoa; Chordata; Mammalia; Carnivora; Canidae
Gene: TRIM54
Product: tripartite motif containing 54
Exons: 9
Coding region: 365-1465 (366 amino acids)
Molecular function (GO): zinc ion binding
Source: RefSeq, a predicted model, not a curated record
CUCCUCUCUGGGAAGUGAGGGACAAACAGUACUGCCCAUAGAGUGAACAAGAAUCAUUUGGGAAACAAAAGGAGAAAUUUUCAGGGACAGAAUCAUUCAGGAAGGGAGGGACAGAUAAAGCUACAUGUGCCUGGCUGGGGUACAGAGCAAGGAAUAAAGAGAAGUAUCUGAAAACAGCUAUCUGAAGACGAGGUGAAUUGUUGGAGGAAGGGACAGGAGAGAUAGCAGACCUAUUUCAAGAGUGAGCAGUAGAAGGGACCAUAAGAAUCUACGGGCUGUCUAAAGUAAACGAGGAAGGGUCCAGGGGCAGUGAGGGAAGGCCAGGACUAGGGCCAAGGCCAGGGCAGGCAUAAUCGCUGAGGGGAUGAACUUCACAGUGGGUUUCAAGCCGCUGCUAGGGGAUGCACAUAGCAUGGACAACCUGGAGAAGCAGCUCAUUUGCCCCAUCUGCCUGGAGAUGUUCUCCAAACCGGUGGUGAUCCUGCCCUGCCAGCACAACCUGUGCCGAAAGUGUGCCAACGAUGUCUUCCAGGCCUCGAACCCUCUGUGGCAAUCCCGGGGCUCCACCACUGUGUCUUCAGGAGGCCGUUUCCGCUGCCCAUCUUGCAGGCAUGAGGUUGUCCUGGACAGACAUGGUGUGUAUGGCCUGCAGCGAAACCUGCUAGUAGAGAACAUUAUUGACAUUUACAAGCAGGAGUCUUCCCGGCCACUGCACUCCAAGGCCGAGCAGCACCUCAUGUGUGAGGAGCACGAAGAGGAGAAGAUCAAUAUCUACUGCCUGAGCUGUGAAGUGCCCACCUGCUCUCUCUGUAAGGUCUUCGGUGCCCACAAGGACUGUGAGGUGGCCCCACUGCCCACCAUUUACAAACGUCAGAAGAGCGAGCUCAGUGAUGGCAUCGCAAUGCUGGUGGCAGGCAACGACCGUGUGCAAGCAGUGAUCACACAGAUGGAGGAAGUGUGCCAGACCAUCGAGGACAACAGCCGGAGGCAGAAGCAGCUGCUUAACCAGAGGUUCGAGGCCCUGUGCUCCGUGCUGGAGGAGCGCAAGGCCGAGCUGCUGCAGGCGCUGGCCCGCGAGCAGGAGGAGAAGCUGCAGCGCGUCCGGGGCCUCAUCCGCCAGUAUGGAGACCACCUAGAAGCCUCCUCUAAGCUCGUGGAGUCCGCCAUCCAGUCCAUGGAGGAGCCACAGAUGGCGCUGUACCUCCAGCAGGCCAAGGAGCUGAUCAAUAAGGUCGGGACAAUGUCGAAAGUGGAGCUGGCAGGACGGCCAGAACCGGGCUAUGAAAGCAUGGAGCAGUUCACCGUGAGCGUGGAGCACGUGGCCGAAAUGCUGAGGACCAUCGACUUCCAGCCCGGCGCUUCCGGGGAGGAAGAGGAUGAGGAGGUGGCAUUGGACGGGGAAGAGGGCAGCGCAGGGCCGGAGGAAGAGCGGCCGGAUGGGCCGGAAGGCACUGGCGGGCACUGAGCUGCUCCCUGUUGGGGAGCCCGCGCACCGGGGCCUGGCGCUGGGGUCGCGGAGGACCUGCUCAGAGACCGCUGCGCCACCCAGCUCGGCGCCCAGCCGCGGGGGAGGGGCUCAAUAAAGGGCUAAUGUGUUCAGACCCGCA